Molecule: messenger RNA, 486 nt
Organism: Guillardia theta CCMP2712
Lineage: Eukaryota; Cryptophyceae; Pyrenomonadales; Geminigeraceae
Exons: 5
Source: RefSeq, a predicted model, not a curated record
GUUGUCCAUGAUCCGUCUGGUGACACAUACGAGGGAGAGUGGAGAGGAGGCUUGUUCUCGGGCAUUGGCAUGUAUCACUUCGCCAACGGAAGCAUGUUCGAGGGCAUCUUUCGGCUCGACUGCCCUCAGAGUGGCAUCUUCCGAGAGUCUGACGGAAAGCAGUAUGAAGUGCAACUACCUUGCGACCAGCUACAAGGGCAUCACAAGCUUGAAUCCACUGACUGCAUGUACGAUGGCGAAUGGAAUGAAGGUCGAUGGGACGGCUUUGGGCGGUGGGCUCACGCCAAGAUGGGCGCCUAUGUUGGGCAAUGGUCUGCUGGGCUGUUCCAUGGGAAAGGAUCAUAUAAAUACCCUGAUGGCGAGAAGUAUGAGGGAGAAUGGGUGUCGGGGAAGCAACACGGGAAGGGGAAGCAAUUUUUCUCGCAAGUUGGGAUGUACGAGGGAGAGUUCGAGUUGGGACAACUACAAGGGAUGGGCAACUUCAGG